AUGUCGAGUACACCUAACUCGUUACCAAUGACGAAGAAGAAAUGUAAACACCAGUGGCGGUUCACUGUGUUCGCUAUGAAUCCACAGGUGUCGAUGGUCAGACCUGGUGACGGUCCUCAUGGGUUUCUGAGCCGAUUCGACGGGCAGUCGAGGCUGCUGCUCCGGUCUCUGCUGUCCGGAACCUCCGGAACUUCGAGGGCGCUUGCAGUCUUCCGUAAGCAGCAGCGGGCUAACCCGGAGAGCUCCCUGCUCGGCUUCAUUGAAACUCUGUGCGGAGACGAAAUAACCCGCUCAGAGGCUGACACGGAGCUUCUAACUAUGAAACCACUAGUCUGCCUGUUUCCAUCUUUAUUUAAACAAAACCUGCUGUCGUUCAUCCACCUGGUACACUCUGGUCUUCCUCGGACGGCUGUCCUCCAUCUGAUCAAGUGUCUCGACCAAGACUCUCGUCCAAAUCCCUGGGUCAAUGCUCUGUGUAGACAACUUGAAAGAAACCUGGGGACCCACCAUGAGCAGCCUCUGUACACAACAGCGUGCAGCCAGAGACUAAAGGCGCUCUCUCAGCAUUUGAUCGGGUCUUCUGAGACAGGAGGAUGGUCUGAGUGCUUCAGCGGUCAAACAGCAGAAUCUGAAUCCCAGAGUGCGUCUGAUUUAUUUGAGGUGGGGACACAGAGGAAAAGGAAGGGCAGUUUUGUCCACAUGGCGUCAGACGGUGAAGAAAUGGGACCGCAGAGUAAACGGACAAAGAUGGAUGAUAAUGAGUGUGUGACCGCAGAAGAACAGGGAGCCAAAAAGGAGAUGGAAGGAGUGUCAGUAAGUGAUACUGCAGCAGAAACUCAAAACAGUUCGUGCGAUGCCCUCCCACAACAUAUAAAGGUCUGUGUUCUUCAGAUAAAAGAACUGUUGGAAAGUCAGACAGAGUGGGACCAGAGCUCCACAGAUGUGUUCAAAGUGCUGAACAGCUGUGACCCAAACCAGGUGGAGGUGUUAUGCAGCAUGCUGAAUUUCGCGGGCUUACCUGACCAGACGCUGCCUAAACUGUGCAGCAGUGUUUUGGUUCUCUCUCCUGACCUCAGCUACAGCACUGCAGCAACACUCAUUAAGGGCCUGCUGCUGGAGAAGGUGCUGUCCCUGUCAGAGCCGGCCUCCAGGUGUCUGGUUACCGCGGUGACAUCACUAUGUAGCCGCUAUCCCAGACCAGUGUGCCACGCUCUAAUCGGACCAGUACUGGAGGAGAAGAACAUAGGGCCUCCACAGGCUGAGCUGCUGAGCAGACUGAUAGAAAGCUGCCUAGAUUCCCACUACAGACUGCUGGUGGUUCAAAUGACAAUAAAGAUUGCAUGGAGCGAGGCAGUGCUCUCCAUUAUCCACAGCUUGUUAGACUCACAGCCUGUCCUGAAUGAAGAAGUUUUCACACAGUUCACUGAACAUCUGGUCGACCAGGCUCCUCACUUCACAAAGUCUGUAAAGUUUGCAAAAAUGAUGCUAACAGUACUCACCAAAUACAACACUCAUGUGACUGCUGCACACAAACAGUCCUUGUCCAGCUGCCUGAUGUUAAACGAGACCUUCCUGAAGAAGUCCCUACAAGCUGCUUUGAAGCGAAUCACAGACACCUGAUGUUUGUUCUGACCCAACUCCUGUCAACAAUGCUAAAUAAGUUACACUGAAAAUAAAGUACCUUAGCCCAACAGUGGCUGAUAUUCUCUCAUUAAUCUUCCCAGGUCUUACAAUAACUCUUCCUACAUGCUAACCCUUGCAUUCCUGACCAUGGUGCACUCAUGCAGCUAAGUGAAUGUAAUAUUAGCACAAGUUUGAUACUUAUUGUAAUUUCCUCUUUAAUCCUGCAGAUUUUUAUCUGUUCUUUUGGGCAAUCUGUACAAAGUGGAGCCUGUCCCAGCUGUCAUAGGGCAAAAGGCAGGGUACACCCUGUACAGGUUGCCAGCCUGUCGCAGGGCUAACACAAAGAAACCGACAACCAUUCACACAUAUGGGCAAUUUAGAAUCACCAAUUAUGUCUUUGGGCAAAUGUGAGGCCAUACGCCAGCUAAAGCUGUCGUGUCUUUGGGAGGAAACUGGAGUACCUGGAGAAACCUCUGUAGCUCCCCCUGAAACAACAAAUGAUCCUUCAUAGCACCCUCAGUAAAAUGCUUAGCCCCCCCUUGGUACCGCCACUGA
Messenger RNA from Archocentrus centrarchus (flier cichlid), 2178 nucleotides. It is a transcript of the gene fance, whose product is annotated as FA complementation group E. Gene Ontology annotation, biological process: interstrand cross-link repair. Gene Ontology annotation, cellular component: Fanconi anaemia nuclear complex. The record is from RefSeq and is a predicted model, not a curated record. NCBI's taxonomy places the organism in Eukaryota, Metazoa, Chordata, Actinopteri, Cichliformes, Cichlidae.